AUGGUCUGGUCCCCAGACGGCAACCGCGUUUGCGGCAUCCGAACGCCCGAAAUUCGGGGCACCCUCGGCCGUAUUCCCGUUCGAGCCCUCCCGGAUUGGGGCUCCGCAGUCAACGCCGUCUCUGAGGCAUUCGCGCGACGGCACAACCUUGAGAUCGACACCACCACCAGCGUCUGUUCGAUACCGCUGAUGGGUGGCAACGUCGCGCAUAGCAUCGGUCGUGUUACCGGCUGCUUCAAGUUCAAGGGAAGGGGCAGCAGCUCCCACCGAUGCGAGUUUCACGUGCUGCGCAAGAGCCUGCACGACGUGAUUCUGGGUCGCGCGUUUCUCGACGAGACGGAGACCCUCACGCUGUACAGUCACCGCAUUGUCCAAGUCGUCCGCCCGUGCCUCCGACGCGGCAAGCGCCUGUUCCUCCUGGACAAUGAGACGCCCAAGGCGGCACGCAUCCGCUGCGCUGUCAACGGCGCCAGCGCGUCCGCGUUUCCCGACACGGGUUCCGACCUCAUGCUCGUCUCCGGCGAUUUUGCUCGCCGCAACGGAUUCAAGGUUCAUCGUGGCAAGAAGUACAGGUCGCGGGUUGAGCUGAUUGACGGCUCGACGAUCCUCACGGACGGCAUGGUGCUGGACGCCAAGCUGCAGUUUGACGUGCCGCCGCUGCCGUCGCUGCACGAGGUAGACUAUGACGCCUACGGAAGCUUUUUGUCUGGCUUGUCGCACCUCACAGGGCGCGGGAGGAGAGCGUCGAGUAUGAUGACGUUCAUCUGCGACCUGCACGUCGUAGAAGACCUACCGUGCGACAUCAUCCUCAGCCACGACUUCAUUUUCCGAAACCAAGUCUUCUCCCGAUUCAACUCGCUAUUUCACUCAGGCCGCGACGAGACCCGCCAGAAGGACGCGGCGAGCGUGGACCGUUGCCUUAUGUUUGUGAGGAGCAAAAGCAGCAAGCUCUCGUGGUUCCGACGGCGCCGGCCGCGGCCACCCAGCGAGACACUCGACUUACCCCUUCGCAGCUCACCUUCGUGGGACGAUCUCUGGGAGCUGGAAGUUGCGCAGAGGAAUCGGAUGCAGCUGUGGAUAGCGUCGCUGUCGGAGCCUCAAAAAUCCGUAGAGGAGAGGAACGAGGCGCAGAGACGGGCCCUCUGGGACCGGGAGAAUCCGAGGCCACCGCCGACUCCGGCGCCGUCGUCGGAUCCGAGCCUAAGGCGGAUACCCGUCUCGCGACCUUCUCCAGCGGCCUCUCAAACCGGAGCAUCAUCAAUCACAGCAGCAGUCUCAGCAGUCUCUGGAUGA
Cordyceps fumosorosea ARSEF 2679 is the source of this 1293-nucleotide messenger RNA. RefSeq names its product Peptidase aspartic. The coding region runs from base 1 to 1293 and encodes 430 amino acids. The transcript is spliced from 2 exons. The record is from RefSeq and is a predicted model, not a curated record. NCBI's taxonomy places the organism in Eukaryota, Fungi, Ascomycota, Sordariomycetes, Hypocreales, Cordycipitaceae.